Chenopodium quinoa (quinoa) is the source of this 951-nucleotide messenger RNA. RefSeq lists its product as uncharacterized. The record is from RefSeq and is a predicted model, not a curated record. The transcript has 4 exons. Bases 114 to 911 code for a protein of 265 amino acids. Lineage: Eukaryota; Viridiplantae; Streptophyta; Magnoliopsida; Caryophyllales; Amaranthaceae.
CAUACCACGUAAUAAAUAUAAACCGUUGAAGAGAGAGAAAGUAGAAAAAAAUUCAAAUUAUUUUCAGAGGCCCGCCAUUUUCAGAGGAGAGAGAAAAUUACAAAAAAACGAAAAUGGAAGAUUUUCCAACUGAACUCGAACUAACAGCUGCUUCUGCUCUUCUCCUUCUCUCUACCAAUUUCUCUCUCCCAAAAACUUCAAUAACAACAACAAAAACAACAACAAAUUCAUUGUUGAAUUUGCAGGAGGAAUCUGCGAAAAAUUAUGAGAGCAAAUUAUGUGAGGUUUCUGUUGAAGUUGAAGAAGAGACGAUUAGCUUGGAGAAGAGUAGUGAUACGACGCCAUGUCGUUCUUCGCUGACGAGCGAUUACUCUGUUUCGACUCAUCGCUUGCAGCUCAUGGCGUCUGCUGUUUCUCGAUACCGUUCGAUGAAGCUUAAGGUAGCUCGGAGAGCUAGGACUAAAGUAAUUUACAGGGGAUACACUGACCAAAAAUCCGCACCAAAAAACUGGGCAAAGCCACAAGCAAAAACCCCAAAUAAGGCAUCAACCUCUCAAGCAAUCACAGAAGGCACCACCACCACUACCACAGAGAGCUCAUGCUUGUCGAGUGGCGGUACGAGCGAGAUAUCGAGCGGAAGGAAUCGGGGAAAGGCGGUGGCAGCUGCCGUGGUGGUGGAGCAGAAGAGAAGAAGAGAUACAGGACCAACAUACAUAAGCCGCAGAGCAGAAGCAAUUCUAAGGUUAUUGUCAUGUAAGGGGUGUGCUUCUGAAGUCCGCAUCAGGCAGCUUCUUGGUGAUAGCCCUGACACCAGUAAAGCUCUCAGAAUGUUGUUGAGGAUGGAAGAAGUUAAGCGAAGUGGGGCAGGAGGCCGGAUUGACCCGUUUAUUUACACGGUAAUUUUUCUUUAAUCCUUCAGCUCUUGUUAAUUAUUUGGGACAAAAUACAAUU